AUGCCGAACCACCCCUUUACAUUGGCAGAAGGCCAGCCAGUCGCAGAUCCCGCUGUCAGCACCACGUUGCCUAUUUAUGGCGGCGGCGGCCUGACAACACUGGGUGACACACUUCUCCUGGAGACGCUUGCGCACUUUAACCGCGAACGUAUUCCUGAAAGAGUUGUCCAUGCUAAAGCGGCGGGUGCUUGGGGAGAAUUCGAGGUGACAAAUGACAUUUCUUCCCUCACCUCCGCCAAGUUCCUCAACGGUGUGGGAAAAAGAACUCCUGUUCUGUUCCGUCUCAGCACUACUGGCGGCGAAAAGGGUAGUGCGGACACUGUCCGUGAUGUACGUGGCUUUUCGGUCAAGUUCUUCACGGAAGAGGGUAACCAUGACAUUGUAGGAAACCACAUUCCUGUGUUCUUUGUUCGCGAUCCUAUCAGGUUUCCUUCUCUCAACCGAAGUCACAAGAGACAUCCUUCUACCAAUCGGCCGGAUUGGACUAUGUUUUGGGACUUCCAUGCGAAUCAGCCGGAAAGUGUUCAUGCUUUGAUGCACCUUUUCGGUUCCCGGGGUAUCCCUGAUUCUAUCCGUCGAGUGACAGGUUUCGGUGUCCAUACCUUCAAGCUGGUGUCAGCCGAUGGUGGCUUCCGCUACUGCAAGUUCCAUUUCCGGCCCACCCAGAAUAUCACGCACUUCUCUGACCAGCAAGCUUCUCGCAUGGCUGGAGCAAACCCCGACUUUCACAAUCAGGAUUUGUGGGAUGCUAUUGCCCGGGGAGACUUGCCGGUCUGGAAACUUUAUGUGCAGGUGAUGGAGCCCGAGCAGGCUGAAACCCACGGCCGUGCGCUGUUUGAUAUUACCAAAGUUUGGCCGCACAAGGACUUCCCCUUGAUUGAAGUUGGUCAAAUGACUCUCAACAAGAAUCCCGAGAACUACUUUGCCGAGAUCGAGCAAGCUGCAUUUUCGCCUUCUAACAUGGUUCCUGGAAUUGCGAUGACACCAGAUCCUAUGUUGCAGGCACGCAUGUUCGCUUACCCAGACGCUCAAAGAUACCGCCUUGGAGUGAACUACACCCAGCUUCCGUCAAAUCGUGCGAUUUGCCCUGUACACGCGCCAUUCGAACGCGAUGGUAGAGGGACCAUGACCCGAAACUAUGGUGGUGAGCCAAACUAUGUGCGAAACUCAUUGGGCAGUGGCAUCUCGAGCCAGACUGUUUCCAACGUACGACACACUGAGCGCAUUUCCCAGAAUGCUAUGCUGGGCCAGAACGAGAUCGUGGUUGAUGAUGAGGAUUUCAUCCAGCCACGAGAGUUGUGGAACAAGGUCUUCGACGAGGCGGAGAGAAGACAAUGGGUGUCAAAUUUGUCGGAGACUUUGGAAGGAGUGCCUGAUCACCUCAAAGACGCUGUCAUCGCCAUGUUCAGCAAGGUUGAUCCCCGUAUCGGUCAAUUGUUAGAGGUUAAGGCCAAGAACAAUUCCCGUCUUUAG
Molecule: messenger RNA, 1473 nt
Organism: Penicillium coprophilum
Lineage: Eukaryota; Fungi; Ascomycota; Eurotiomycetes; Eurotiales; Aspergillaceae
Product: catalase
Exons: 7
Coding region: 1-1473 (490 amino acids)
Biological process (GO): response to hydrogen peroxide; hydrogen peroxide catabolic process
Cellular component (GO): peroxisome; cytoplasm; mitochondrion
Molecular function (GO): heme binding; catalase activity
Source: RefSeq, a predicted model, not a curated record